CUCUAUAGAUCCAUUGAAUUCACUCCAUUUGCUUUGAUCUUAUUUACCUUUUUUUAGACGGAGUGGUUUUGUGUAUUUAGUCUGAUGGUUUCAUGGAAAUUUUGUGGGCAAUUGUUCAAUAUGGUGUUGUGUGGUUUGAUCUAUCUGCAAUAUCCAUUGAUUUCGCUUUUCUCGAAGAAAAAGUAAUUCUUUGCAUUUUCACUUAUUUGUAGUGGUUUAGUAGCUCGGCUGUUAUGCUUGAAAUUGUUCAGUUCAGUUUGGUUUGUUAUGGACUGGUCUUAUGUUUUCUAGAGACUGGUUAAGUUCAUCAGCUCAAACUUUAAAGUAGUUUUUGGCUACCAAAUUCUGCUUUAAGUGUUCAGUAUAAUGUGUGUUGGACUGGUUUGGAAUUUAAUUUUUAUUGAAAUUCAAAGUUUUUUCAUUUGCUACACAUUUUAAAGCAGGGGACAAGUCUAGUGCUUACUACUACUCACCUUGCGUUUCACUGAAUUCUACUUGAAACAUAUGAGUUAUGAUGUGGUUGGAUUAAUCAUGGUUCCGGGGUGAUGCAUAUUAACUUUUCAUCAGUUGGACAGUCAAACAACUGGGAAGUGACAACAUGCAAUUUGGCAGAGGAUGCCCUUAAGAUGCUUCGGGAGAGAAAAGAUGGAUUUGAUAUUGUCAUAAGCGAUGUCAACAUGCCCGACAUGGAUGGAUUUAAGCUCCUUGAACUCGUAGGACUUGAGAUGGAUCUUCCUGUCCUCAUGAUGUCCGUAGAUGAUGAAAAAAGUAGAGUAAUGAAAGGAGUCAAACAUGGGGCAUGCGAUUACCUGUUAAAACCUGUAAGGAUGAAAGAGCUUAGGAAUAUAUGGCAGCAUGUUUACAGGAAAAAAUUGUUGGAGACAAAGGACAUGGAUUUUAAUGAGGAUUUCCAGAGGUUGAGGAAAGGAUCAGAUGACUCUGAUGAAGGGAGUUUAUUCUAUGGUGGGGACCUCAAAUUAUCAAAGAAAAGGAAGGAUGCAAAAGAUGAAGAUGGGGAUGACAAAGAUACAAAUGAUCCAGCAUCAGUAAAGAAGCCUAGAGUAAAUUGGACAGUAGAUCUUCAUGAACAGUUUGUGGAUGCUGUUCAUCAAAUAGGGAUAGAUAAAGUGGGUCCCAAGAAAAUACUUGAUCUCAUGCAUGUUCCUGGUCUAACAAGGGAGAAUGUAGCUAGCCAUCUACAGAAAUACAGACUCUACCUAGCCAGGCUGCAAAGGCAACCUGAAGGAACGAUGCCACCCAAUUCCAAUUCAAGGGAACCUCCAGAAAGUCAAGGAUCAAAUUCAACUUUUUCAGGAUCGUCUGAUGAGACAAUCCUUCCCCAAAAUGCCCUUUCAGAGAUUCAUGAUGAGUUUACUAGCUUGCAUAAAACAGUUACCAAAAGAGCUUUGGCUCUUAGUAAAUUGGAUCUCCUUGAUGUUCAGAAGCAGGACCCAGUAUGUCAUGAAGGGCUCCAAUUUAUUUCCUUUGGCAACACAGUUUAUUGUGAGGAUUAUACUUCAUCCACCUUCCCAUGGCAGCAGCAUGCUAAUGAAGAAUUACCCACCCUGCAAAUUAAGCAACAGCAUGCUAAUGAAAAAAUACCCGCCAUGCAUAUCAAUCAACAGUCAUGUGUUGGAGACUGCACGAAUUUGGAGGUUCCCUUUCAGCAACCCGACAUUCAAAUCCAACUCAAUCACCCCCUAUCGUCUGGUCAUCCAUAUUCUUCAGAUUUUAUUGAAAGAACUAGAAUGACUAACAAAGGCACCUUUGAUCUCCUAAAUCAAACCAAACAGCCAAUUACUGAUUGCAAACUCGACCAUGUAUCUCCUUUAGGAUCUUCAGCUGAUUCAAUGAUCACAUUUUGUCUUGAACGAAACUACCCAAGCACUAAGACUUAUGAGCUCGAAAGCUAUUGGGAUUUCCCACAUAUAAACAUAAAUUUGCAAGGGGGUUCAACUGUGGCUUCCUCUAUGGCAUCUCAGUUUGAGGAACUACACUUGCGUUCUGUUCAAAGUCAUGGCCAUGUCAAAGAUUUUGUUCCCAAUGGAAUGGAAAUGAUUCAUCUUAAUGAUUCGAUAUCUGCUGCUGAAAUUCCAAGCUUCUUUUAUGAGGAAACAAGCAUUAGCUCUGAUGACCUCUUUAACUUAAUGGAUGAUAGCCUGCUAACUGAGGGGAUGUCUAAUCUGUCCCAUCAACUAAUCUCCUCUUCGAUCAGUUCCCCUAUGCUACGUGACACAUGGAGUACCCCUAUAAAUUGGGUGGAGAUGUGAAUCAGCUUACUAUAUUCUUCUACCAAGUGAAUAUAUGCUCGGUUUGAAGUUUACAAUACAUAAUUCCAUCUUGAAUGCGAAAGUAUUUCUUAAGAAAGAAAUCAUGUAUGUCAUGUGAUGACAUCAUGUACUCCGAGUUAAGAGUUCUUGUAUAAUAAGCUAUUUUGCCUGGGUGUACUUGAAAUACCAUACUGAGCGAUGAAUUAUGUAUCUUUGUGUCUUACUCCAUGGGCACCUCGGAUAUGAAAAAAAAAAAUAGGCACUGUUGUCAUCUCUUGUAGUAUAA
This is a messenger RNA of Amborella trichopoda, 2556 nucleotides long. It is a transcript of the gene ARR11, whose product is annotated as response regulator 11. Gene Ontology annotation, biological process: cytokinin-activated signaling pathway; phosphorelay signal transduction system. The record is from RefSeq and is a predicted model, not a curated record. Lineage: Eukaryota; Viridiplantae; Streptophyta; Magnoliopsida; Amborellales; Amborellaceae. Gene Ontology annotation, molecular function: DNA-binding transcription factor activity; DNA binding.